GGUAUCCCUUGAGUUGACAUAGUAUCGCUUAAGUCCACAUAAACCGCUUUCUCUUUUUGAACACUAGCGAUCUGGCCUAGCACAAUUUUGGCUAAUGAACGGAUUUUCAGAUUUCAUUGUGAAUUUUUAGACAUAAAGUCUCACCGCUUACUUAAUGACUAGCGAAAAGGGAGCGCGUGUGAUUGAGUGUUUAUAUUACGAAUGUUUGCUUAUAGAAGUUGUCGGUAGACACUGUCAAGUUCGGAAUGCGGCAGGUAGCAUCCAGCUAUCGCUUUGGGUAAUCGCAAGAGGCGAUUUUUUCUUCCGUUGGACUUUUUUAAAUAUUCGGAUAAUAAAGUGCGUCAACAGAAUGAGGGACAGCGAAAAAGGACCCGUUAUCGGCAUGCGACACAUGCAGGCCCUCCUCUUAUUCUUGGCCAUCGUCGUGAACUACACAGCCCGGCUCAGCGUUAGCGUGGCAAUAGUUGCUAUGACGGAUGCAGCCACCACCAAUUUGGACUUUCCGGAGUACAACUGGAAUGGUGCGCAGCAAUCAUACAUUCUGUCCAGCUUCUAUUGGGGAUACAUCGUCACUCAAUUUCCCGCCGGUUUUCUCGUUCGCCGCUUCGGGGCUAAGGCGGUGCUGCUCGUCCCCACGCUGGCGACGGCCGUCCUGAGCGGUCUCACACCGUAUUGCGUGGCCUGGGGUGGCUGGCAGGCUUUUUGCACCAUCCGGAUUGUGGAGGGUCUUUUUCAAGGUCUAAUCUUUCCGUGCAUACAUGAGCACCUGGCCAAGUGGUCUCCGCCAGAGGAUCGAAACCGGCUGGGCGCCUUUGCGUACUCCGGAGCCGACUGCGGAUCAGUGCUGGCCAUGGCUAGCAGCGGUCUUAUUGCGAAUGGCUCAAUGGGCUGGCCUGGAAUCUUCUACGUGUCGGCGGGCACUUGCGGGCUGUGGUGCCUACUGUGGGUGCUGCUCGGCGCUAACAACGCGCCCAGUUCCCGGCUAAUCGGUUCCCGGGAGCGGGAGCACAUCGAGCGCUCUAUGAAGCGGCAGGAUGGCUUUCACGCUCAGAAGAUUCCAAUCCCGUGGCGGGCCAUCUGGUCAUCCAGUCCCUUCUACGCACUAUUGGUGGUACGGAGCGCUCAGGGCUGGGCCAACUCCACCAUGCAGCUGCAGACACCCUCCUACAUGCACGGCGUCCUAGAGAUGGACAUCAAAAGCAACGCUCUCUACUCGGCCCUGCCCUUUCUGGCCAUGUGGGGCAUGUCCUAUGUGUAUCUGGUCUUCGCAGAUGUGGCCAUGUCGAGGCAAUGGAUGUCCCUAACCACGCUGCGCAAGUCAAUUAACACCGUUUCCUACUGGGGACCUGCGGCGGCCCUUAUUGGGAUUGGCUUUCUGGAUAAGAGCCAGACGACGCUGGCCAUCGCACUGAUGACAAUCAACGCUGGCCUAAAUGCCGGCUCUGGGAUUGGCAGCAUCCUGACCAUUAUCGACAUGUCCCCAAACCAUUCUGGAAUGCUAAUGGCCAUCGUGAAUGGCAUUGGCAACAUCUUUCCGCUUCUAACACCGCUCCUAGUCGGAGUCAUUGUCACUGAAUCGGACUCACGAAGCCAGUGGCAGAUUGUGUUUGCCAUGACCGCUGUGGUUUUUUUCAUUGGCAACCUGGUGUACCUGAUUUGGGGCACCACCGAUCAGCAGGCGUGGGAUGCCGAAGACUAUUUGCAGGCGAAGGACCCGGAGAGCGAGCCCAAUGCCCAGCAAAUGGACUUCAAGUCAAGGACGGAUUCAGAGGCGAAGGCGGAAGUAAAAGCAGAAUGAUUCGCGAAUGGAAUUCCGGGAUCGCGCCAGAAGCCACAAGGAAGUGCGAAAUGAAAAGCUGAUCUAUCUGGCAAGCGCUGUCUAAAUGCAUAUUGGGCGUCGUAGAGUAUGCCGUUUUAAUUAAAAAUUCUUAAAACGUUUCGCUGCGCCCUUGUAUUUUAAUUUCUUGUUUGUACGCAUUUCUUUCGCUAACCGGCGAAAUUUAAUAGAAAAUCCUUACUAUUUCUUUGAAUGAAUUCAUUUUCUAUUUCUGCCCGCAUUUGCAUGCGAACAGCGCAGCGGGCAGUUGGAAGGAGUAGAGCCAAAAACUACACUCAAAGUCGUCUUGUAAGCAAACCAAUUGGCUUAAACAGCUCUAUCUUUACUACGGUCACUGUUUUAUUUUUAAGCCAUUAUGCUCUUAUACUUACUUAUUUUAAGACAUUGUUUAAUAGUGUCUUACUCAAAAUAGUGGUAAUAAAAAUUGGGUUUUCGAACACUUUC
Molecule: messenger RNA, 2281 nt
Organism: Drosophila mauritiana
Lineage: Eukaryota; Metazoa; Arthropoda; Insecta; Diptera; Drosophilidae
Product: putative inorganic phosphate cotransporter
Exons: 5
Coding region: 155-1798 (547 amino acids)
Biological process (GO): monoatomic anion transport; transmembrane transport
Cellular component (GO): plasma membrane
Molecular function (GO): transmembrane transporter activity
Source: RefSeq, a predicted model, not a curated record